UAGAGCAGAGUAACUAUUGUUUCUUUCUUUCCGCAAAGCAGAAGCUGGCAGGCUGACAAACAGGCAGCUCACAGGACGGACUUUCUGGCUACUGACCAUUUAGCUGUGGCAUACCCGGAUUGUGCGUGGGUGGGAAAUCGACCAUGAGCUCCGUGGCAGUUUUGACCCAGGAGAGCUUUGCUGAACAUCGCAGCGGCCUUGCUCAGCAGCAAGUGAAAGUUGCAGCUUUAAAUGCUGAAGAAGAAAAUGACCCUCCAACUUACAAGGAUGCCUUCCCUCCUCUCCCUGAGAAAGCAGCAUGUUUGGAACCAGCCCAGGAACCUGCUGGUGCCUGGAGCAAAAUCCGACCAAUCAAGGCUUCUGUCAUCACUCAGGUGUUCCAUGUGCCGCUGGAAGAGAGGAAAUACAAGGACAUGAACCAGUUUGGGGAAGGGGAGCAGGCCAAAAUCUGCUUGGACAUCAUGCAGAAGACGGGAGCUCACCUGGAGCUGUCUCUCGCAAAGGAUCAGGGACUCUCGAUCAUGGUCUCUGGCAAGCUAGAAGCAGUGAUGAAGGCUCGAAAGAAGAUCGUAGCUCAGCUUCAGACACAGGCUUCAGCAACGGUGCCCAUUCCCAAGGAGCAUCAUCGCUUUGUCAUUGGCAAAAGUGGAGAGAAGUUGCAGGACCUUGAGCUCAAAACUGCCACUAAGAUCCAGAUCCCCCGCCCGGAUGACCCCAGCAACCAGAUCAAGAUCACCGGCACCAAGGAAGGGAUUGAGAAGGCGCGGCAUGAGAUCCUGCUGAUCUCUGCUGAGCAGGAUAAGCGUGCAGUUGAAAGGUUGGAGGUGGAGAAGGUAUAUCAUCCUUUCAUUGCUGGCCCUUUCAACAAGCUGGUCGGUGAGAUCAUGCAGGAGACAGGGACACGCAUAAACAUCCCACCUCCCAGCGUCAACAGAACGGAGAUAGUCUUCACUGGAGAAAAGGAGCAGCUGGCCCAAGCAGUUGCUUGUGUUAAGAAGAUCUACGAGGAGAAGAAGAAGAAGACUACCACCAUCGCUGUGGAGGUGAAGAAGUCCCAGCAUAAAUACGUCAUCGGUCCCAAAGGGAACUCCCUGCAGGAGAUCUUGGAGAAAACUGGAGUCUCGGUCGAGAUACCACCCACAGACAGCAGCUCAGAGACUGUGAUACUGCGUGGCGAACCUGAAAAGCUUGGGCAGGCACUGACUGAAGUCUAUGCUAAGGCCAACAGUUUCACAGUCUCCUCUGUCUCCGCCCCCUCUUGGCUUCACCGUUUCAUCAUUGGCAAGAAAGGGCAAAACCUGGCCAAAAUCACCCAGCAAAUGCCAAAGGUUCACAUAGAAUUCACUGAAGGAGAAGAUAGAAUCACUCUGGAGGGACCCACUGAAGAUGUCAACAUGGCUCAAGAACAAAUCGAGAACAUGGUCAAGGAUCUGAUUAACCGGAUGGAUUAUACUGAAAUCAAUAUUGACCAUAAAUUCCACAGACAUCUCAUUGGAAAGAGUGGAGCCAACAUCAACAGGAUUAAGGAUCAGUACAAAGUGUCUGUGCGAAUCCCUCCAGACAAUGAGAAGAGCAACCUCAUCAGAAUUGAAGGAGACCCUCAGGGAGUUCAAGAGGCCAAGAGAGAGCUGCUGGAACUUGCAUCGCGUAUGGAAAAUGAACGCACAAAGGACCUGAUCAUUGACCAGAAAUUCCAUAGAACUAUCAUUGGGCAGAAGGGUGAACGGAUUCGGGAUACCCGGGAUAAAUUUCCAGAGGUUAUUAUCAACUUCCCAGAUCCUUCACACAAGAGUGACAUUGUCCAACUUAGAGGACCCAAGAAUGAGGUGGAAAAAUGCACAAAGUACAUGCAGAAGAUGGUGGCAGAUCUGGUUGAAAACAGCUACUCCAUUUCAGUUCCCAUCUUCAAACAAUUCCACAAGAACAUCAUUGGGAAAGGAGGUGCAAAUAUCAAAAAGAUCCGUGAAGAAUGCAGCACCAAGAUUGAUCUCCCAGCAGAGAACAGCAAUUCGGAGACAAUUAUCAUUACAGGGAAAAGAGCCAACUGUGAAGCUGCUCGCAAUCGGAUUCUCUCCAUCCAAAAAGAGUUGGCUAACAUUGCAGAGGUGGAGGUCUCCAUCCCUUCCAAGCUGCACAACUCGCUCAUUGGUGCCAAAGGUCGUUUCAUCCGCUCCAUCAUGGAGGAAUGCGGUGGGGUUCACAUCCACUUCCCCACAGAAGGCUCCGGCAGCGAUACAGUCACCAUCAGGGGCCCUGCCCAGGACGUUGAAAAGGCCAAGAAACAGCUCCUACAACUGGCAGAAGAGAAGCAAACAAAGAGUUAUACUGUGGACUUGCGUGCCAAACCAGAGUACCACAAGUUCCUGAUUGGCAAAGGAGGCGGUAACAUUCGCAAGGUGCGUGAUAAUACUGGUGCCCGGAUUAUCUUCCCCACCUCGGAGGACAAAGAUCAGGAGCUGAUUACUAUCAUGGGAACAGAGGAAGCUGUCAAAGAGGCCCAGAAGGAGCUGGAAGUGCUCAUCAAGAACCUGGACAAUGUGAUUGAAGAUUCCAUGACGGUGGACCCUAAGCAUCACCGGCACUUUGUCAUCCGGAAAGGGCAGGUGCUACGAACCAUUGCAGAGGAGUAUGGGGGUGUGAUGGUCAGCUUUCCACGCCCUGGCACACAGAGUGACAAGGUCACCCUUAAAGGAGCAAAGGACUGUGUGGAAGCAGCAAAGAAACGCAUCUUGGAGAUCAUUGAUGACUUGGAAGCCCAGGUGACAAUAGAAUGCACCAUUCUUCAGAAGUAUCACCGCUCUAUUAUGGGCCCCAAAGGUUCCAGGAUCCAGCAGAUCACCCGUGACCAUGGUGUUCAGAUCAAAUUCCCAGACCGGGAGGAGAACGUGGCUCCCACUGCAGAGUCGCCAGCCCAGGAGAAUGGCAAAGAGGGUGGAGAAGGGAAGGAGAACAAAGAAACAGAUCCUGGCUCCCCAAAGAAAUGUGAUACUAUCAUAAUCUCUGGUCGUCGAGAGAAGUGUGAGGCAGCAAAAGAAGCCCUGCAGGCACUGGUUCCAGUUACCAUUGAAGUAGAAGUUCCUUUCGACCUUCAUCGUUUCAUCAUUGGUCAGAAGGGCGUUGGAAUCAGGAAAAUGAUGGACGAGUUUGAGGUGAACAUCCAAGUCCCUGCCCCAGAGCUUCAGUCUGACAUCAUCUCUAUCAGUGGGCUUGCUACUAACCUGGACCGUGCCAAGGCCAGACUUCUUGAGAGGGUGAAGGAGCUGCAAGCUGAGCAAGAGGAUCGGGCUUUGCGAAAUUUUAAGCUGACUGUUGCUGUGGAGCCCAGAUACCACCCUAAAAUCAUUGGCAGGAAAGGGGCUGUGAUCACUCAAAUCCGCACAGAGCAUGAUGUCACCAUACAAUUUCCAGAUAAGGAUGAUGAAUCUCAGUCCCAGGAUCAGAUCACCAUCACUGGUUAUGAGAAGAAUACUGAAUCUGCCCGAGAUGCCAUCAUGAAGAUUGUUGGAGAAUUGGAGCAGAUGGUAUCUGAGGACAUCACUCUGGACCAUCGUGUUCACGCCCGCAUUAUCGGAGCGCGGGGGAAAGCCAUCCGCAAGAUCAUGGAUGAGUUCAAGGUGGACAUCCGCUUCCCCCAGAGUGGAGCUGCUGAUCCAAAUUGUGUGACUGUGACUGGACUCCCUGAGAAUGUGGAGGAAGCCAUUGAUCAUAUCCUGAACCUGGAGGAGGAAUAUCUGGCAGAUGUGGUGGACAAUGAGGCAAUGCAAGUCUACAUGAAACCACCUGCUCAUGGGGAAGCUAAGGCUGCAUCAAAGGGAUUUGUGGUGAGAGAUGCCCCCUGGACACCAGGAAACACCGAGAAGGCCCCUGACAUGACCAGUUCUGAAGAUUUCCCAAGUUUUGGAGCUCAGGUGGCCCCCAAAACUCUACCUUGGGGUCCUAAGCGGUAAUAGCGUGGAAGCAGCAAUCUUGUCCAGCCACCUGCCACAAGGUUUCCUUUCUGAAUUCUGAUCUAGUGGCUGGAUCCAGUGCAGAUUGCCCAUGGGGGUCUCUUAAUGAAACUAGAGUGCUACCCCUUUUGAGGUUCUCUGUUGUCCCUGCGCUUAGGCCUCACUAUGCUUCAGUUUGACUCUUUCCUUUCUCCUUGCCCUGGAAGAAACUUUCCACGUAGAUUCCAACCUAAAAGACAUACAUAAUUUUUUUUUUGCCUUUCAACUUUCACUCAGUCUCAUGUUGGCCAUGGUGUAGUAACCAAACCUCCCACGUACACCUUGCAAAAAGCACUCUAGGCUCCAUUAGGAGAUCUCCUCACUGCAGCUAGGAAUCUACUUCCUGUCUCUCAACCUCAGGAAAUGCAUUUCCUCAACUUUCUACAAAGCCAAAAUAUUUGCUCUUUUCCCCUCCUGCCCUGUUUCUCCAAGGCCUUACCUUUGUAGAGUGCAAUCAACUUUUCCCUUUCAACUGCCAAACAAAAAACAAAACAUGUACCCAUCUAAUACUGCUAUGGGAGAGGAAAUUGGCCAGAAUGGAUAGGUGGAGAAGGAGGGUUCAGCCUGGAGAUACGGCCCCAGGAAGCACUAAGAGGGGCAUAACCCUUGCUGUGUUAGUCUGCAUCGCUGAGUGUACCAAAAUUCUCCCCUUGUUGGUGUGAGUAUUGAAUCGCGGCUCAUCACCAGUGUUUGGACGCGUACACUCUUUUUUGUUCUCCCUUCCCAGCAGUAGUAUGGCUGAGUGGAACCAGAAAACUGACAGUAUUAUUGGGUCUAACAAAACUUGGUUCAACCAAAAGUGCCAUGGUAGCAUGUCACAGAAGGUGGUGAGCUAUUAGUGUGGUGUUAGAGGGUACAUUACUCUUUCUCCCUCCCCAGGCUUGAUAGUGAUGGCAUUUAAAUACCAGGGUUAAGAGUGUGUCUUUUUUGCUUUUUACUAUUGCCUUCUUUCUACCUCAAGCCGGAAUGACAGUGGCCUGCUUCUUCAGUCAAGCCCCUCUCGCUUCCUGUUAUCAUGACUGUUGUUCCUCUGUGAGCAGAGGGAUCUGUGUGUGGCUUCAGCCUGGCUACAUGCCAUCAAACAUCCCCUCCUACUAAGAUGGUCUUAACCACCGUCACAUAAUUUGGUCUGACUCUUGUGACGAAAGGUUAGGCCUUGGGGAGGGAGGCAGGUAAGGAGUGGCUCUCACUUAAAUUGAAGAAGCUGGAUUGCAGUUCAGUCUUAAAUCAAGCCUCUCUUGGAGGGGAGGAGAGAAUACCUACAUUCAGCAAAGGCCUUUCUGUAGUCUGGCAGCAAAUGUUUCUGUCCUUUUGUCAUGUCCCUCAUACAACAGUAGUUUCUGCAUUCUAGCUGCUGCCAUAAACCGAUACAAGGCUGCUUGUAUUAAAGCUGCUCUUCCAGCCAUUACAUGGUAUAUAUCUUUUCUGCCGAAGGCGCUGGUGCCAGGGCUGGUCUGGUCUGGUGCCAACUCUGCUCUCUGCCUACUGCCUCCCUUCCCCUCCAAAGAGCUUUUCUGAGCCAUUAGCUAAGAACCGAACCCCAGGAUUGCUUAUGCCCCCAUUAAUACAUACUGGGAAAAGGUCUGCAAGGCUCUUGUCUUUCUUGACCGCUAGCCCAACAGGAAGGAAAGCCUCUUUCUUUCAGUAAACCUAGCUGAAGGGAGGAGAGAUUUGUUUCUCUAUGCUAAUUCCACUUGGGGCAGGACAAGCCCUCUUACUAUCUGAGCAGGAGACAAACAGGGUAGUAGUGUUUUAAUGUAUUGCCAGUAGUAUACCUGGUGUCUGAAUGUCAGUCACAUCACUUGCACAUGUGUUUUUAGGCUUCAACUGCCAUUGAGCAUGGGCCCCCAACCCAGCCAUUUGUUCAAACUGUUGAGAGUACUCUACCCCCUCUGUCCCAUGUAGUCUGCAGCAGAUGCUCUGCGGAGGUGUGCUCCAUGUCCUCUUAAUGUCUUCCAUAUUAUGUUUCCAUGGCAAUGAUCCCUUGGCCUUAACUUUGGAAUUUGGAGAUUAUAUGCAAAACAUGUAUAAAGGCUCAUGAGUAUGGAUGACACUGGAAUUUUAUAAAUUCUAAAAAAAUAAAAUAAAACCUGAAACAGC
This is a messenger RNA of Podarcis muralis (Common wall lizard), 6086 nucleotides long. The record is from RefSeq and is a predicted model, not a curated record. NCBI's taxonomy places the organism in Eukaryota, Metazoa, Chordata, Lepidosauria, Squamata, Lacertidae.